Rotaria sp. Silwood2 is the source of this 432-nucleotide messenger RNA. The record is from the annotation of a GenBank genome assembly. Lineage: Eukaryota; Metazoa; Rotifera; Eurotatoria; Philodinida; Philodinidae.
AUGACGUCCAUUGCAUCGAUCUCAACAGCAAUCAAUAAUAUUAUUCAACGAGCAAAUGAUCUAAAAGUAUAUCAAGAUCAUUUGAAAUUGAUAGCAACUAAUUUGACUCGUCUUCGACAAAGAUUAAAUGACAGAUUUACAACAGUAAAUGAAAGUCAUUCACAAGAAUACUUUGCACAAAUAUUAAAAGCCAUCGAUGAAGUUGUUACAGAUUGUAGUGAAAAUGAAAAUUAUCUUAAUGGAGUAACUUAUGGGGAACUCCAAUCUGUACUACUUUGUCUUCAAUAUAGACUAGCUCAAUACGAAGCUAUUCUAACAGAUGAUUAUGAAAUGAGAGUCCAAAUACUAUCUAAUGCUUGUCAAGAUCAACAAUUUUGUCUUCAGAAAUACUUUGAUGAGACAGUGAGACAAAGAUUAGACAAAAUGAAAUAA